Molecule: messenger RNA, 1382 nt
Organism: Morus notabilis
Lineage: Eukaryota; Viridiplantae; Streptophyta; Magnoliopsida; Rosales; Moraceae
Product: WD repeat-containing protein 55
Exons: 14
Coding region: 221-1285 (354 amino acids)
Molecular function (GO): protein binding
Source: RefSeq, a predicted model, not a curated record
UUUUUUUUUCUCUAAAAGCCGAACAACCACCGCGUUGGAGCCUAGCCCAUUAAAGUAGAGGUCCGAGUAAAUAGGUGGGCCGGGAGCCCAAAGCGGGGAUUGGCGUCUUGCCGUUGUUGUUGUUGUUGAUGAGGAUUGAGGAGUGAGGUUUUAGGGUUUCUCUUCUUAUUCUUCUUCUUAAAGUUGUUCGUUCAUUGAAUUGAAUAAAGAAGAAGAAGAAAUGGAGAUAAACUUGGGGAAAUUGCCGUUCGACAUCGAUUUCCAUCCCUCCGAUCAACUGGUUUCUGCUGCUCUCAUUAAUGGCGACUUUCUUCUCUACCGAUACAGCGCUGAUUCCUUGCCUCAGAGGUUGUUGGAAGUUCACGCACACACUGAAUCAUGCAGAGCCCUCCGAUUCAUCGACAAUGGCCGUGCAAUAGUGACGGGAUCACCAGACCAGUCGAUUUUAGCGACCGACGUUGAAACCGGUUCUCCUAUUGCCCGUCUGGAAGACGCUCAUGGGGAGGCCAUUAACAAGAUUAUAAACAUCAAGGAAUCAACCAUCGCUUCCGGAGACGACGGAGGUUGCAUCAAGGUGUGGGAUACCAGACAGCGUUCUUGCUGUAAUACUUUUAAUGCACACACUGAUUACGUUUCAGAUAUGACUUUUGCAUCUGAUUCCAUGAGGCUCUUGGGGACUAGUGGUGAUGGGACACUAUCCGUGUGCAAUUUGCGAAGAAAUAAGGUCCAAUCUCAAUCCGAGUUUUCAGAAGAUGAGCUACUUUCUGUUGUUAUCGUGAAGAAUGGUCGUAAAGUUGUUUGCGGAUCACAAACUGGAACUCUGUUACUGUAUUCCUGGGGGUAUUUUAAGGAUUGCAGUGAUCGCUUUGUUGAUCUGUCUCCAAACUCUAUUGAUGCGUUGUUGAAGCUUGAUGAAGAUAGGAUUAUUACUGGAUCGGAGAAUGGACUAAUCAACCUGGUCAACAUAUUACCCAACAGAAUUAUUCAACCGAUUGCAGAGCAUUCAGAGUACCCCAUCGAGCGCCUUGCUUUUUCGCAUGAUAAGAAGUUUCUGGGCAGUGUAGCACAUGAUCAGAUGUUGAAGAUAUGGGAUUUGGAUGAAUUAUUGCAACACCCAGGAAACAAUUUAGAGAGAGAAGCUGCGGCCGCAGACAACAACGAUAGCGAUAAGAUGGAGAUGGAUAUGGAUAUGGAAGUCAAUCCACCCAAGUCAAACAAAGGGACCAAGAAGAAAAAUGCAAGCGCAGAACAUAACUGUUCAAACAAUUUCUUCUCGGAUCUAUAGCAUAAUACGGUUGAAAAAGCUCUUUUGCUAAGGAUUGGUGUAUAUUCAGUUUUGAUUUAUUGUAUUCUAUUUUUCCUAAUUUAAAAUUUUGCUGUUU